AUGGCUGAGGAAGCGAGGCGCGGGGCCGGGCCCCGAGCGGCCGCCGGCCGGGAGCUGGGGAUGCUGCUGCUGCUGCUGCUAUGCCUGGGGGUCCCCCCGGGGCGCCCCUACAACGUGGACCCGGAGAGCGCGCUGCUCUACCGGGGCUCCCCCGGCACCCUCUUCGGCUACUCCGUGGCGCUGCACCAGCACGGGACCCACCGAUGGCUCCUGGUGGGAGCGCCCACUGACACCUGGCUCGCCAACGCCUCGGUGGUCAAACCCGGGGCCAUUUACCGGUGCAGGAUCGGCCAGAAUCCGCGCGGCUCCUGCGAACAGCUCCAACUGGGGAGUCCUGCUGGAGAGCCUUGCGGAAAGACUUGCUUGGAAGAGAGAGACAAUCAGUGGUUGGGGGUCACACUGUCCAGGCAGCCUGGAGAAAAUGGAUCGGUCGUGGCCUGUGGGCAUAGAUGGAAAAAUAUAUUUUACAUAAAAAAUGAAAAUAAACUCCCCACUGGUGUUUGCUAUGGAAUACCGGCCAACUUACGAACAGAAGUGAGUAAAAGGAUAGCUCCAUGUUAUCAAGAUUAUGUGAAAAAAUUUGGGGAAAAUUUUGCGUCAUGUCAAGCUGGGAUAUCCAGUUUUUACACAAAGGAUUUAAUUGUGAUGGGAGCCCCAGGAUCUUCUUAUUGGACUGGUUCUCUCUUUGUCUACAAUAUAACUACCAACAAAUACAAGGCUUUCUUAGACAAGCACAAUCAAGUAAAAUAUGGAAGCUAUUUAGGGUACUCCGUUGGAGCUGGUCAUUUUCAGAGUCCUCACACGACAGAAGUAGUUGGAGGAGCCCCCCAACAUGAACAGAUUGGUAAAGCAUACAUCUUCAGCAUCGAUGCAAAAGAGCUAAAUAUCUUAUAUGAGAUGAAAGGUAAAAAGCUUGGAUCCUACUUUGGCGCUUCCGUCUGUGCCGUGGACCUCAACGCAGAUGGCCUCUCCGACCUGCUCGUGGGCGCGCCCAUGCAGAGCACCAUCAGGGAGGAAGGGAGAGUUUUCGUGUACAUCAACUCCGGCGUGGGAGCAGUAAUGAAUGAAAUGGAAACAGAGCUCAUUGGAAGUGACAAAUAUGCUGCAAGAUUUGGGGAAUCUAUAGUUAACCUUGGCGACAUUGACAAUGAUGGCUUCGAAGAUGUUGCUAUCGGCGCUCCCCAAGAAGAUGGCCUGCGAGGGGCUAUUUAUAUUUAUAAUGGCCGAGUCGACGGGAUCUCACCCACCUUCUCACAGAGAAUUGAAGGACUUCAAAUUAGCGACUCCUUAAGUAUGUUUGGACAGUCCAUUGCUGGACAAAUUGAUGCUGACAACAACGGGUAUGCAGAUGUAGCAGUUGGGGCUUUUCAGUCCGAUACUGCCGUGUUGCUAAGGACAAGACCAGUAGUGAUUGUUGAUGCUUCUUUAACCCACCCCGAGUCAGUGAAUAGAACACAAUUUGACUGUAUUGAAAAUGGAUGGCCUUCUGUAUGCAUUGAUCUGAAACUCUGCUUUUCCUAUAAAGGCAAAGAGGUUCCAGGCUAUAUUGUCUUGUUUUAUAACAUGAGUCUGGAUGUGAACAGAAAGGCGGAGUCUCCACUGAGAUUUUACUUUUCUUCUAAUGGAACCUCUGAUGGGGUCACAGGAAGCAUACGAGUGUCAAGCACGGGAGUUAGCUGUAGAACACAUCAAGCAUUCAUGCGGAAAGAUGUGCGGGACAUUAUCACUCCCAUUCAAAUAGAAGCGGCUUUCCACCUUGGGCACCACGUCAUCAGUAAGCGCAGUACGGAGGAGUUCCCACCCCUGCAGCCGAUUCUUCAGCAGAAAAAAGAAAAAGACACUAUUACAAAAACGAUCAACUUUGCAAGGUUUUGUGCCCAUGAAAAUUGUUCUGCUGAUUUACAAGUGUCUGCAAAGAUUGGAUUUUCAAAGCCGCAUGAGAAUAAAAGCUAUCUUGCUGUGGGAAGUAUGAAGACAUUAAUGUUGAAUGUGUCCUUGUUUAAUGCUGGCGAUGAUGCGUAUGACACCACUCUGCAGGUCAGACUGCCCACCGGUCUGUACUUCGUGAAGAUGUUAGACCUGGAAGAGAAACAAAUAAACUGUGAAGUAAUAGACAAGUCGGGCCUUGUAGAACUCGACUGCAACGUUGGCUAUAUAUAUGUGGAUCGUCUGUCAAGGUUGGAUAUUAGCUUUCUCCUGGAUGCAAGCUCACUCAGUCGAGCCGAAGACAACCUCAACAUCACAGUGCAUGCUGCCUGUAAAAAUGAAGAAGAAAUGGACAGUCUGAGGAAUAACAAAGUGACGUUAGCAAUCCCUCUGAAGUAUGAGGUCAUGCUGGCUGCUCAUGGGUUUGUCAACCCAACCUCAUUUGUUUAUGGAUCACUUGAGGAAAAUGAACCUCAAACGUGCAUGGCGGAGAAAAUUAACUUCACGUUCCAUGUUAUCAACACAGGCCAUAGCCUGGCUCCAAAUGUCAGUGUGGAAAUAAUGGUGCCAAAUUCUUUUACUCCCUACAACGAAAAACUGUUCAACAUUUUGGAUGUGCAGACUACUACCGGGGAAUGCCAUUUUGUAAAUUACCAACGAGUGUGUGUUCAGCAGCGGAAGAGUACGGUGGAAACCAUGAAAGACAUGCUCAAUUUCUUGUCAAAGUCUGACAAGAGGCUCUUGUUCUGCACAGUCGAUGAUCCACAUUGCUUAAUCUUCUUAUGCCAUUUGGGGAAAAUGGAAAGUGGAAAAGAAGCCAGUGUUCACAUUCAGUUGGAAGGCAGACCAUCUGUUUUAGAAAUGGAUGAGACAUCAUCACUCAAGUUUGAAAUCAGAGCGACAGCCUUUCCGGAGCCAAAUCCAAAAGUCAUUGAAUUAAACAAGGAGGAGAAUGUUGCACAUGUUCUACUAGAAGGACUACAUCAUCAAAGACCCAAACGUUUUUUCACUAUCCUUAUCAUUUCUAUUAGCUUACUACUUGGACUUAUCUUACUUUCAUUAAUCUCAUAUGUUAUGUGGAAGGCUGGCUUCUUUAAAAGACAAUAUAAAACGAUCCUGCAAGAAGAAAACAGAAGAGACAGUUGGAGUUAUGUGAAUAGCAAAAGUAAUCCUGAGGAUUAAAGACUCCUUUAAAGUGUAGAGAGCUCACAAACACACCGGGCUGCAGAAAUUUAAGACAGUGUUUACAAGAAAGCAUGAAUUUUACUAAGGGUUCUUCCAUCGACUUCCAGGACAUAAUGAAAGUGAAAUCCUCAACCCAGGAUUGUUCUCUGCAAGAAAAUAACUUGCAAAUGUAAUAUUCAUCAUGCAAAGAUAUUUCAGAUCUCAGGUGGGUUGAAAAACACUAAAGCAUUCAGUUUAUUCAACCAGAAUCCCUAGAAGACAUGGUCAAUGGGGUUGUAUCUGAACAAAUCUUGGAAUUGAAAUAUCUUUCCUCUCAAAGAAAUAUUAGUUACCAUCGUUGCUUGUCUUGGUAAAAACAAAAAUCUACUGAAUGGGCAAUCUUUUUGAGAUCUAUUUGAAAACAAAGGUUCUUAAAAAUGUCACAGAAUAUUUCAGAGAGCUACUUCCAACUAUAUGAAAGCGGAUCAUUAUUGACAAUAAUAAUUCAUCCUCAAAGAUGCUCAUGAGUGCACAGCCCUGUGGGCUCCUUCACCAACCAUUUAGUUACUGUUCUACAAACAAUAGUGACCAGGAAGCGAACGUCAGAGCCAACGCGUAGUUUAAAAAGCUGCUUCAGCGUAGCCGUGGUGCGGUGCCUGUGGGUGUACAUGUGUUUUAGAGUAAUAUAUGUGUUGACGAAGGUAAAAUCACUGGUCCUUCUACAUCACGAUGUUAACGAGCGGCUAUUGUUGGGUGCUGUCAAUUCAUUUUAGAUUUGAACCAACCAAAUGUGCGAGAGAACGCCUUCUAGGGUUUUCCUCACUGUAAUCUUUACAGAAUAGAUUACCAGGCCUUUUGACUGUGUACUCAGAAGAUAUUUUUAUUUUAAAUCAGCCUCAGAUUUCUAUGUUUAU
Messenger RNA from Echinops telfairi (small Madagascar hedgehog), 4004 nucleotides. RefSeq names its product integrin subunit alpha 4 (gene ITGA4). The transcript is spliced from 28 exons. Gene Ontology annotation, cellular component: integrin complex; external side of plasma membrane. Gene Ontology annotation, biological process: cell adhesion mediated by integrin; cell-matrix adhesion; integrin-mediated signaling pathway. The record is from RefSeq and is a predicted model, not a curated record. Gene Ontology annotation, molecular function: integrin binding. The coding region runs from base 1 to 3108 and encodes 1035 amino acids. Lineage: Eukaryota; Metazoa; Chordata; Mammalia; Afrosoricida; Tenrecidae.